AAUCAGACACUACCUAUACUGGUAUGCUACAAAUACUUCGAAGCAUUUGACUAACCCAUCAGAAUAAAGAAUUUAAAAUUGAACCAGUCAAAAGAUGCUUCAAAACAUUUGUAACAUUAUCUUGACCGCACCCCAAAGUCCUAGUCCUAAACAAUCAGAGAAGAGCAAAGCGGGUCUAGCAUGCUGACUGGCUGACCACUAUGCUUAAAACCGGGAGUGUUGGUCCGAAUGAUAAGCAUAUAAAUUGCACUCGCGCGUAUAUGUAUGUGUGACGAAUACACACAUAGAGACAUGCGCACGCAUACCACACACACACACACACACACACAUACAUCACAUAUAAAGUACAUUUUAUUUUAUAAAAUAUAUUCUUGGUAAUUGUUUAUAUUAAAAGAGGAACACAAUGUUCUUAUUAUAAAUUUAUUUUUAUCAAGAAAAUGUGAAUUGAGAAUAUAGAUCAUUGGCUUUAAUCAUUGUAUAUAUAUAGUAAUGAAAACAUCGAUAAUCUUUUUUUUUUUUAAACUUAACUUGGCAAAUAUUGCUCUAACAUAUCUAUUCUAAUUUUACCUCCCUCUCCCCCCUCCCAUCCCAUCUCAAGUAGUUACAUCAAAAAGAGCCGCGUGAGUUAAACGGAAAAUAUGACGACAAAAAAAUGACGCCGCUCUCUGAAGUUUGCUACUGUUUUUUUGUAGUUGCAAUCGAAUGCAUAGAUCAGUGUAUCAAUGAGCCCGACACAUUAAAGCGCGACGCCGCCAGUCGCGCCGCGGAGACAAUGUCUGCAAAGGCAGCGAGCGCUUUUCGUGGAAUCGAAGAUCGCUACCGUAAAAAAAGGGAAAAAGAGUAGGGAGAAGGGCGGGGAAAUUCACUUCUACGUUUUCUUAUGCUGAACAGUUAGUCUUUACGCUCCAGUCAUAGUGAUAACGUCGCUGCAGAGCUUAGAAAUCUAAACGCUAGGAGGAAAAAGAACUUUGUGCACAUUCGCUGUUCGACGUAUCAAAAUGAAUACGAGACUGAACGUUCUAAAUCCUAAAACGGAAAAUAUGUCUAACGAAGUUAUGGUCGGCGACGAGAAAAUGCAGAAAUGCCCCAAAUGUUCUUUGAUGUCUAGACGAAAAUUCAACAUGGAACGUCACUACAAGCGUUUUCAUGAGAAAACAUUUCCAAAAAAGAUAUGCUGCGGUAUAACAUUUUCUACCAAAGGUGAUUUUAACCUUCACAAACAAGAAGUUCAUGGUGAAAAGAAAAAGUAUGCAAACGAACAAAAUCAAAUGCAAAGUGAGAAUGAAGUUCCGCAGUUGUUACUCGAAAAUCUAAAUCCUCCAAAAAAACAUUUUCUGCUUAAAUGGCAGGAGAAGUCUUCUAUUGAGGCGGAAAAUCGAACACCGUUAACAGAAAAUGUUAACAGAAGAACAAAGUUAAGAAAAUGCGAACCAAAAAAAGAUAGAAAUUCGAAUUUGUUAAAUUCAGACGAGAAUGUAAAAACAUAUAUUGUUACAGAGUUCUCAGUAAUGGAAGCCAUUCAUUUUUAAGUUUUAUAAUAAUUCUUAUUGAAUUAUUUUUUUUUGUAUGUGAUAUUAUAAUACAUUUAA
Solenopsis invicta (red fire ant) is the source of this 1589-nucleotide messenger RNA. RefSeq lists its product as uncharacterized. The record is from RefSeq and is a predicted model, not a curated record. The transcript is spliced from 3 exons. NCBI's taxonomy places the organism in Eukaryota, Metazoa, Arthropoda, Insecta, Hymenoptera, Formicidae. Bases 999 to 1529 code for a protein of 176 amino acids.